AUGUUUGUACACUUCUGGUCACUAGUGUGCUGGUAUUUCAGACCCAUUAUAAAAUGGUUAUUAAGGCACACAACGCGAAUGUGUGAACUUCAAAGAAUUUGUUAUGGAGAACUGUGUGGAGCACCGAGAACACUAGCUGUAGAAGAAUCCCUUAAGUUAUCUAGGAAUGCUAAUAUUAAAACUCUUAUAGUCUAUUUGAAUGAUUUUGCUGAUCAGCGUGCAAUUACAAAACAGACAAAACAAAAAAUCUUGAAGGAAGCUAUUGUGACCAUAUUGGUGACCAAGAAAAUAAAUCCAACAGCUCAUCCUGACUUUGCCAAGUCAUUUGGUAAAUGUGUAGAAUUAAUUUGGGGCUAUAGACAACUUUGUGUGGAAUGUGAAGAACUUAGAAAGACACCUUAUGAUGCUGACAAUCCAGAGCACGAGUUAUUACUGUUAAAGUUGUGGAAUUUGUUGAUGCCUUAUGAGCCUUUAGAUGCUAGAGUUACCAAACAAUGGCAACACAUUGGCUUUCAGGGAGAUGAUCCUAAAACAGAUUUCCGUGGAAUGGGAAUUUUGGGACUAGAAAAUUUAGUUUAUUUUGCUCAAGAAUAUCCCAGUGCUGCGACACAUGUGUUGUCACAUUCUACACAUCCACGUUAUGGUUAUGCAUUUGCCAUAGUUGGGAUAAAUUUAACAAGUAUGGCUCUAAGAUUGUUAAGGGAUGGAAGUGCCAAGACUCAUAUUUACAACUCUUCGAAGAGUUUUCCAACAAUUCGUGCAUUCCAUCAACUUUAUUGUUAUCUUUUCUAUGAAUUUGAUGGAUUUUGGAUUGAUUCAAAACCAAGCAAUAUGAUGGAAUUUUCGUCCAUACAAGAAAAGUUUGAGAAUAGUAUCAGAAUGGCACUAGCUGAUUCAUCUACUGUCUUUAGGAUAAAUAUAUCAGUUGAUAAUGUUUAA
Messenger RNA from Heterotrigona itama, 939 nucleotides. Lineage: Eukaryota; Metazoa; Arthropoda; Insecta; Hymenoptera; Apidae. The record is from the annotation of a GenBank genome assembly.